UUUCGAAAUUGUUGCUUCGCAUAAUGUUGAGAAACGAACGUUCAAACAAGAACACGCACAGUAUCCAAACGGCACAAACUCGACUGAUGUGAUAGCUUCUAACCAUUUAGACGUAAUAAGUAUCAAUAGAAAAACGUAACGUGCAGCAACAGGGAACAAGAAUAAUUCCUGUCGACGAAUAAUUAAGUUCAAGCGGCGAGUGCACAGGUUUUGCAGCAGGAUAUUUGUGCCAUCAAAGUUUUCAAGCACCGAAAACAACAGCAACAUGGUCAACAUCAAGUAUGAACGAGUGAAGCAAACGACCGAUCAAGAGGUUGCGGCAGACGAAGAAAUUGAGCUCGAAACGAACAGGAGAGGGUCUGAUCAUCGGCACCCGGAUGCGUUGCACAGUCACAGUCAGUAUCACCAAAGUAACAACCUACACUCCAGCUACGGGCACCACAGUCAGUACAUCGUCGCAACGACAGCCGGUGGCAAUAAGGCCUACGGCGAUGGUGACACGCGCUCCAAAACGAAAAAUGCAUUUGCAAACCGGAUUGUCGUAACGCUCGUGCUAAUCGUUUGCUACUUUUCGCUUUCAAUUGGGCUCACCUUUUACCAGCGGCAUCUGCUGCAGCACUUUAAACUACCACUGUUUGUGGUACUUUACCAUUUGGUAAUAAAAUUGCUGCUGUCGGCAGCUGUGCGUGCGGUACUGCGGUGUGUGACGAGAAAACCGCGCAUCUUGCUCGACUGGCGAACGUCCGUGCGGAAAAUCUUGCCAACCGGUUUGGCAAGCGGUAUUGAUAUUAGCUUCUCCAACUGGGGUCUGGAACUGGUGAAAAUAUCAUUGUACACAAUGACCAAAUCCACUACAAUCGUCUUCAUAUUGAUAUUUGCCAUACUGCUGAAGCUCGAGAAGAAGAGUUGGUCGCUGGCGGCUAUUGUUGUCAUGAUCUCUGGAGGUCUCUUCAUGUUCACGUACAAAUCGACCCAGUUCGAUGCGCUCGGAUUUUCGUUCCUGCUGUUUGCAUCGCUUUCGAGUGGUAUCCGUUGGACGUUCGCCCAGCUCAUCAUGCAAAAGUCGAAGCUGGGUCUGCACAACCCGAUCGAUAUGAUAUUUCACAUGCAACCGUGGAUGAUACUGUCCGUUCUACCGUUCACCAUCGGGUUUGAAGGACGAAAGUUAAUUGAAGGUUACCAUAUGGUACAGCUCGUGCCAUCGAGUGUUGUGGUGGAUAUGUGGUUAAAAAUUUCCCUCGGUGCAUUCAUUGCGUUUGCCAUGGAGGUGAGCGAGUUUAUGGUCCUUACCAACACCUCUAGUCUCACACUGUCCGUAGCGGGUAUAUUUAAGGAAAUUUGUCAACUGGUACUAGCUGUCGAGUUGAACGACGAACAUCUCAGCAUGGUCAACGUGCUCGGAUUAGUCAUGUGCCUUGGCGGUAUCUGUUGCCAUGUGGUACACAAAUUCCUGACAUAUCGCGACGAAACGGCGAAAUCAUCGCUCGAUAAGUCGGUCGGCGGCUACAUCGAGGAUCAUGACGACGAGGACGACGAAAUGCGACCAUCUGGUCCGCUGGGAAUGGGAAGCAGCAAAAAUGGUGUGCUAAAGUUUGGAAAUGGAGGCGCCGGCAGUGAUACCGGUGGUACGGGAACACGAUUCAAGAGUGGCCAGUACCGACCGUUACUGGUGAACGAGACGCGCGAUGCAGACGAUUCGGACCAUCUGGUGGUGGAGAACCGUAACUAUCUGUCGGACGAUAGUGAGCAGGAAGAGAGCGGUACGCAGGACGUAUUGUUCGAUAUACUUAAACGCCGUGAGCGAUAGUCAUUCCAACGGACAGUAAUGGGUCCCUUAUGUAAAGCAGGCCACAGGAAGUUGUUGAGAUGUUUAUUAGUUUUGUUUUUGAUUAGCUUUAUAUUGUAAUUUACCUGCCUAAACGAGAGUAUGAUGCAGCCCAGCAGUGUUCCAGCAGCUGACUGAGCAUCGCCGUUCCUAGCAGAUAUUAUUCCAGUCAUUUGCAUUGCAUACUGUACAGUAUACUUAAUUUCGUGUUGAAGCAUACCUUUUCUAUGCCAUAUGUAAAUGUAUAGAAACGCCGAUUUUAAUCACCAUUUAUUACCAUUAACGCUUGUGGGUCAGCAUUUAACGGUUAAACUAUAUGUGAUGUAUGUUUUCUUAAGUAGGCAAAAUUAACAUAGCAAAGCGAUAAAGUAAGAUUUUGAGUAAGAUUUGAGCAAGUUUUGUUGAACGACUGAAGCUUAUUUGUGCAACCUACUGUAACGUUGCGUACCCACUUAUAUAUUAACGUACCUUCGCACUUUUACCGUUGUUAGUAAAUGAAAAUUAUCCCAGUCCAGACGAAUUAUUGUUUCCCUUGAUGUGUAUAAAAUGAGCAACAGAACAGAAUAAUCCCGCCGGAUGUAUUGAUGUAGAGAACAGUUUAUUUUUUAACCGCAUACUUACAUACCACUUACCUCCUACGACCAGAUGAAUGGAGCUUAAACCAACCAAAUUAAAAGAUAGUAAUCGAUUCUUCUUAUAAAAAGGCACCAAAUUUCGGAAGUUUACGGCUGUUUUGUGUUAGUCUAAUAUCGUUGGCGUAAAAGAGAAACUUCAAGUAGGCAACCGGAUACCCGGGUAUUUUUUCAACUUUAAACUGCAAUUACUUUUGAUUCAUUGCUUGUAUUGACCUGGAAAUUUCAGUAGCCUUCCAACUUUUUAUUUCCGAUUUUUUGGUUUAUAUAUUGCAACAAGCAGCUAGUAUUUUAUUUUCAUUUAUUUUAAACUUUACCACGUAAGUUGGCAACCAGCAUACCCGGGUAUUCCAUACAUUUUGUAUGGAGCAUCACGUUUCUCUUCUGCUUGUUUUCCUAUUGUGCUUAUUUUCGAGUCAAAUUCAAUGGAUUUAAAAUUUAAAAUAAACCGUCAGUUUUAUCAUAACAUAAAAAAACAUAAGGAAUGAAUCAAAUAGAUUUUAGAUAUGCAAAAUACAAACCAGCUGUUUUCAGAUUUCCGAUACCAGGAGAGCAUGUUUUAAGAGUGUGGAAGCGGUUGUUAUUAGCUGCCAAUAAAUUGAUAAAUGAAAGCUGAUAAUGUCUGUGGUUCUAUUCGUGAGUUUUUUUUAUUUUAAGA
Messenger RNA from Anopheles moucheti, 3115 nucleotides. RefSeq names its product solute carrier family 35 member C2. Bases 266 to 1807 code for a protein of 513 amino acids. Gene Ontology annotation, cellular component: endoplasmic reticulum-Golgi intermediate compartment; Golgi apparatus; cis-Golgi network. Gene Ontology annotation, molecular function: antiporter activity. Gene Ontology annotation, biological process: UDP-glucose transmembrane transport. NCBI's taxonomy places the organism in Eukaryota, Metazoa, Arthropoda, Insecta, Diptera, Culicidae. The record is from RefSeq and is a predicted model, not a curated record. The transcript has 6 exons.